UCAUAUCGUACUCUCCACCGGUCCGCGCAACGAGACGAACCUGAGAAAAACGCCACCAGACCGACAUGGAGUCUAAACCCGCUCCUCUCGCCGUCUGCUUGGCUGUGGUUUCCGUGUUCAUCGCCCAACAUGGACGGGUUAGAGGACAACUCUCCCCACCGGUGUGUCAGACCUGGAACUCAACAACUGUCGUGUGUAAAAGGGAUGGACUGAAUUCUCCAACCCGUGCGCCUCUAACCCAAGUACCCCCCGGCAUCCCCGAGUCUGUCAUCACGGUGGAUCUCAGUAAGAACAACAUAACUAUACUGUAUAACUUCUCGUUUAGUGGGUUAAGAAACCUGAGAUCCUUAGACCUGUCUGGUAAUCCUAUAGAGACUAUCGAGGUUGGUACGUUUGCAAGGUUAGAAAAAUUACAAGUUCUAGAUAUUGGUUAUUCGUAUUUAAGAAAUGCACAAACGUAUCCUCUUCAUAAAGGAAUAUUCCAAGAUCUGCGAAACCUUAACUAUCUGACCGUGAGGACUUACACCGAUACAGUCGCCAGUGAGGGAGUGUUCACGGGGUUAUCUAAACUCAGGACUUUGGUACUCGGCGUGAAAAAUAUCAGCAAUUUACCCGAUCAUAUUUUUGAUCCUUUGACUUCAUUGGAAAGUCUAGAGAUAUCGGAACUCAUCGAUGACAUAGAAGAGGACCUAAAUACCACCACGAGACGAGUCCACAGCGGAGGUGGGUUCUUACAACGACGCCUGCUGUGGGCACCGCUGCACAACCUUAAAACAUUGAGUCUCAACAUCAAUCUAGUACCAAGAGCCAGUGACUUCUACUUUGGACCUGUAUUUACAAAUAUGUCUGGAUUAGAGAGUAUAAAAAUAUUUCCAAUUUCCCUCAAUGCUCAAAUGUUCCGGCCGUUAUUACCGACUCUGAAACAUUUACGCGCUGGCGUUCAGAUAGCUCCCGGCCUGCUGAAGUCACUCACACAUCUGCAGACGCUGGAUCUCUACGUUCAUUUGUAUUCGGACAUUAUUGACGUUCUGCCUGAACUCCAACACACGCAGAUUCGGGAGUUGACAUUAGUCAGUCUGGAAACGUCGGAAUUAACAUUUGACACUCUUGCGGGAAUAAAAGGCCUGGAAAUUCUGAAAACUUUGAUUUUUAACGUCGGUUUUUUAUUGGUCGCCAUAGAAGCUAACGCCUUUGCGGGUUUGUUACAUUUGCAAAGGCUAGAUCUGACGCACGGCUUCUCCGCGACGGGUACGGGGACUUUGCACGACAAGGCGUUCAGCGGACUGCCCUCACUCACUCAUCUGAACUUGACAAGUAUCCAAAUUUCUACUUUGCCACAAUAUGUAUUUGAAGGACUGUUCUCGCUCACUCAUCUAGAUUUGAGCCACAACUACUUGGAAACCUCCCGAGCUCAGCUUCCAGAGACCUUGGACUAUCUUGAUCUCAGUCAAAAUAAGUUACACAACAACAAUCUAGAUAUGGGUCAAGCAUGUUACAUCCCCAUAUCAUUUAACUUCAGUGGUAUAAAAAGCCUGAAUCAUUUGAAUAUGAGUCAUAAUGAAAUUGAACUAGUUACCGGCGUCGAUUGUCUCCCUCGGAAUAUCACUGUGCUUGAUUUGCAACACAACAAUCUGGCAUCAUUCGUCUAUCCACUCUGCAAUGCAAGUUUACGGUAUCUCGACCUUUCUAACAAUAAACUCGAUAGUUUUUUCGAACAUGGUAAUUUUUGGAAUUGUGGGCGACCAGGCAUAGAUACACUCAAGCUGGAUAACAACGGUAUAACAGAAAUACAAGGAAUACCAGAAGGAAUAAUGAGAAGCUUGAAGACACUGACUCUUUCUCACAACCAAAUCCAGCGUAUCGAAACAGGACAACUGACAUGGUCGGACCAACUGGAACAUUUGGAUCUGAGUCAUAACGAGAUCAACACCGUCAUGCCAUCCGCCUUCCGUGGACUAUGGCGGCUACAGUUCCUGGAUCUCAGUAGCAACAAUAAGAUAAAGAAUAUAACUAAGUCAACAUUUAAAGGUUUAGGAAACCUUAUACAUCUAAACCUGGAAGCCAACAGGAUAGCAGUGAUUGGGGACGUCGACGCCUUUCGGUAUUUGUACGGGCUGAGACACCUAAAUCUGAGGAGCAACAGGUUGACUGUUUUAAAUCAAACAACACUGAGUCCUGUUGUCUCCUGGUUAGAGACUGUCGACAUUGCAGACAACCCGUUUCUGUGUGACUGUAAUUCAAUGUGGUUUGUUGAAUUGGCCCAGGAUAAAUACGACAGGGUAGCGAACUGGCACAACCCCUAUCCUGACUUCGGCCGAGGGUACACAUGUUCCCGUCCAGCUGGAUUGCGUGGAAGACGUUUAAAAGACGGGCUGACGCAGAAACAACAAUCUAAGGACAGACAGGAUCCAUCGGAACGAAAGUUCUUCGAUAUGGUCUGUAAUCAUGGAUUCCGGCCCAACCGCCUCCUGGCUUGUGUGCUCGCCUCUUCGGGCAUCUUCGUCGCCAUGACGACCAUUUUCCUGGUCGACUACCACGUCGGCCGUGUUCAGUACUACCUGUGGAUGUUGGACAAGUGGAGGAGACCGAAGAUUGGCGAAGUAAAGAACCAAGAGCCGCACAGAUACACGCACGAUGCUUUUCUUGCAUACAACAACCGGGACGUCGGCUGGGUUAUACAUCAAGCGAUAGGGAAUCUGGAACCUGACUACAGUCUGGUCAUACACGAAAGGGACUUUGCAGUGGGCGCUCCCAUUGUGGAAAACAUCGCGGAUGCCGUGGAAAACAGCCGGAGAACCGUCUGCCUCAUCACCAGGAACUUUCUGAAGAGUAAGUGGUGUGAGUACGAGUUCCAGCUGGCCCAGUACCACAUGUUUGAGAAGGGGGGAGGGAGGCGUCUCAUCCUGGUGUUUCUGGAGAGGAUUCCUAACGAAAUGCUGAAACAGUUCCGCCAUCUGAACGCCGUAGUGAAGAGGGACACGUACCUGAUGUGGCCACACGACGUGCGGAAAAGGCCGCUGUUCUGGAGGCGGCUGCGAGACGCUCUGGGCGAUCCUCUACCCCGGGACCCAGAGCCUCAGCAGCAGGUACAGGGUCCGGAACAGAACGCUCCGGAACGGAACAUUCUGGAAGAGCCGGUACGGAACAUUCCGGAAGAGCCGGUACGGAACAUUCCGGAACAGCAAGAACAACGUCCAGUAAGGGACAUUGUGGAAGUGCAGGUCCAUGCUCCCAUGCGGAACAUUCCGGAACUGCAAGAUGGCAUUCUAUUCCCAGAUCCAGACGACCAAUGGUUUGAAGAUGGGGAUGCCAUUCCCCUUUUGCCCCUGUAGAUCAAGUUUACCGUGUCAUCAGACUGUUAUUGUUUUGGAGUACAUAUUUUGUGUUGUUAUUCAAGAAAAUUGUAUCUCUUUUGUGAUAAGUCUACUGUA
Molecule: messenger RNA, 3431 nt
Organism: Branchiostoma belcheri (Belcher's lancelet)
Lineage: Eukaryota; Metazoa; Chordata; Leptocardii; Amphioxiformes; Branchiostomatidae
Product: toll-like receptor 6
Exons: 1
Coding region: 66-3332 (1088 amino acids)
Biological process (GO): immune response; inflammatory response; toll-like receptor signaling pathway
Cellular component (GO): membrane
Molecular function (GO): protein binding; transmembrane signaling receptor activity
Source: RefSeq, a predicted model, not a curated record